This is a messenger RNA of Adineta steineri, 609 nucleotides long. The record is from the annotation of a GenBank genome assembly. Lineage: Eukaryota; Metazoa; Rotifera; Eurotatoria; Adinetida; Adinetidae.
AUGGAUAAUAUAUCGAUUAAUAAUCAUUUUCAAUCGAUUUUUUAUCUUCUGAUUCAUAUUUCAUGUUCAUUUGUUCAAUUAUCUUGUAUAUUAACUAUAUUAGGUUUACAAAUAACAUUGACAAUAACACAAACAUGUGCAUUUAAAAUUGGUGUUGGUUUUUGGUCAUUUCCAUUUUUAUUUUUAUCACCAAUUAGUAUUUGGUUACUUGUUUGGAAACGAAAUUUAAUUUGUUAUUGUUUAAAUUUUAUUUUUCAUAUUUGUUCAACAUUAUUUGCAACAACAAUUAUUAUUAUUAGUUUUCUUGCACUUAUUGGACAAAUAGGAACAUCCUGUUCAAUGUCUUCAUCAACAACAAAUGCGUAUUUUUUACCAUUAAAUAUUUCAUUAAUUGUUAUUUCAUUUAUUCUUAAAUUGUUUAUCUAUGGAGAAAUUCUUUUACUUUAUAUCUUACAAUAUAAUUCAACUCAACCAUCAAUUUUAUCUGAUAAACAAUUUCAAGAAAAAAAUUAUGAAAUUAUAUCGGAUGAUGUUUUUAUGAAACGAUGGAAUUUAUUUCGAUCAAUAUUGAAGAAAAAUCCAAAUCAUGUUAAUGAUUUAGAGAUUUAA